This is a messenger RNA of Xyrauchen texanus (razorback sucker), 1918 nucleotides long. RefSeq lists its product as uncharacterized. Bases 330 to 1484 code for a protein of 384 amino acids. NCBI's taxonomy places the organism in Eukaryota, Metazoa, Chordata, Actinopteri, Cypriniformes, Catostomidae. The transcript has 2 exons. Gene Ontology annotation, cellular component: nucleus. Gene Ontology annotation, molecular function: DNA-binding transcription factor activity; DNA binding. The record is from RefSeq and is a predicted model, not a curated record. Gene Ontology annotation, biological process: regulation of DNA-templated transcription; circadian rhythm.
ACCCGAACUGAACCCUCCUGAGGGAGAGAAUAUGAGCGACGGUCUCUAAAUGAGAAAAGACUCAUUCGCGGAUGAGACAGAGGACGGCAGCAGUGCUUUUAUUUAAUGCAAUGAUCAUUUAUAUAACCUAUCGCUAGAUUUUCAUCUGACCUGCAACAGUUGCCGGGGUGAUUUUAAAGUGAGCCAUUAAGCGUUUUACUGGAGGGAGGGGAAGCUAAAGUUCUUCAGGACGGCACAGAGAUUUUUUGAGCGGCAAAAUUUACAAGCAAAGAGCACCUUGAGUGUGUUAUCAUUCAUUAAGCUCCACACUCUCAGUAAAUCACCACGGCAUGAGGGACCAAAGCAUCAUGCUGGCAGAACACAGUGUAAAGUACCCUGAAAAAAUACCUGAUCCAGUCAGUCAGGAUGGAGCUACAUCCUUCACAGAAGAAGCAGUGUCCAUUUUGACAUCCAGCAGCAAGCUAGCCCGCUCUUUUCUCAUCCAUCCCAGAGGUUUGAGACUCAGAGAAUGUCCUGAGGCUGAUGUCAGUAACACACUGCAUCACAAGCGCAAGUUUAUCCCAGCUGAGAAAAAAGAUGAAGGUUACUGGGACAAGCGCAAAAAGAACAAUGAAGCUGCCAGGCGUUCACGUGAAAAACAGAGGUUUAAUGACAUGGUGGUAGAAAACAAAAUUUUGGCUCUUCUUGAGGACAAUGCACGCCUAAAAGCUGAGUUAUUGGCACUAAAGUUCCGAUUCGGUUUGAUCAAAGACCCCACAGAUUCAUCUGGUUCAUACACCCAACCGUUUCGAACAACACUGUACUACUGCCCCAAUUCGAACCCACAACUCACACAUCGACACUCACUGUCUAACUCACAUCAUGAUGGUCCAGUUGGGGUGCAAAGCAUUCGAGACAGGGCCAAUGUGUCAGAGGACUUGGUGUUCCCCAUCUCUGGAGGGUCAAGCAUUAGAAGCCCAGAGUUCUCUGAUGAUGCUGUUGGAGAACCCAUUAGGCCAUCUCUUUACAGAGGUGGAGAGAAGCCAGGCUGGGAACUCAGUCCCUAUACAGUCAUUGCAGUAGAUACAAAUUCAUUAGAUAGGGAGAAGUUAGUGUCAGGGUGGCAAGAUAACAGCAUGAAAAGCCUUCCUCAUAAAUUGCGCUUCAAGACGCCAGGUGGAAUUGAAGGUGUUGAUAGUUCUUGUCAGGUUUUUCCUCCGGUGGAGAUGGACAAGAGUCUCUCCUCAGCAAUGAUACACCAUGCCUCACACUCUAGAGAACAGUCUACAGCUGGGUGGACAGAGGGUUUAUGGAGGCCACAACCACACACAGUGCCACCAACAGGUUUAACACCACAUCAGAAUAACCCUUCAAUUCAGAGAGAUACAGAUGCUCAUUGCUUAACAGAAAACAAUUCUAUUAGAUUCCAGCUUAGUUCUUUAGCAGAAGAAGUGGCCCAGCUCAAAAAUCUGGUCUCUCAAAAGCUUCUUUCCAAACUGAACUGAGAUCAGUGACCGAGAGAAGUCUGACCUAUCAGAAGAAAGAGCAGGUUAAUUUGUUCUGAUAGUAGCACACAAAUAUAAUAAGAAGCUGGUUGCUCGCUAGGACAACUUAUGAUUUUUUGUGAGUACAUUUCCAUUUGCCAUUUUUGUCCAACUAUCCACUGACAAUUUUCAAUACGUAUUGGAAUUCAUGAAAAUUUGUGAAAUAAAAGCUAUUAAACUGUUAAAACAUUUUCAUACUUACUGUAAUACUUUGUGUACUGUUGUGUCUGAUGCUUUGUACUAUAAGACAAAAAAUGUGUUUUACAUAUGGAAAAACUAAUUUUACAUAUGGCAAUAAUGUUUCUUGUUAAGCCUUUUCUUUGUUUUAUUCUUGUAAUGGUUUAUAGGUUUUAUGCUUUCAAAGAUAUGGUUCACCCCAAAAUAAAAAUGAUGUA